Molecule: messenger RNA, 2475 nt
Organism: Didymodactylos carnosus
Lineage: Eukaryota; Metazoa; Rotifera; Eurotatoria; Philodinida; Philodinidae
Source: the annotation of a GenBank genome assembly
AUGUUUAUCAUCUACCUAUGGCUUGUCUUACCACUAGUAUGUUCACAGUCUACUUCAAAUGUAAGCGAAUUUACCGCUUAUGGAUCGAAAAUAGCUGUAAAUAACGUCAUGAUUGUUGAAGUUUACAAUGACCGUCAUCAGUUUGGCGUAGAAUUUGCAUCGGCUGGUGGAUCCACGUGUAUUUCGGAUUUUGAGAAUUCCUCUUACAUUUAUUCUGUAGCACUUGGAAAAUACGCGAAUGUCACAUCAUUUGCUUACAUUGGUAAGGAUAAAGAUACCAAAACUCUAUUUAUCAGUUCGACAACCGUGUUAGACAAUUGUACCUUCACUCCACCCAAUAUCUUCUCAUUCAAUUCCUCUCAUUCGGAUCAUUACCUGCUCGCCGUAAACCCGACCGGACAAUUUCUCUUUGGUUUUUCAAAUGAUUUUAUUUUGGUAUGGGAGCCAGAAAACCAGUUUGCCGAAAAAUGGACAAAUAAUAUAACGUAUGCACAACAGACAUUUGUACCGUACGCAGUUGACGUUAGUCAAGAUUUUGCUUUAGUCGUGGGUUCUGAUGGAUUCACAGGACCCAUUGCCUAUUUGCUGCAUUUUAAUUCUUGCAAUAUUAUCACAAGCAGUUUUGAGACGUGUAUGACAGUUGUGGAUGUUUAUGUAUAUAAUACUUCAGGAACCGGCGUCAGUAAUAUGUCGGUGAAAAUUAAUGAUGCCGGUCAUGUGUUGUGGAGCAUCGGUUCAAUAAAUAAAGUCAUUCUGAUGAGUAUAGUCAAUGUUUCAUUGAAUGUAAUAAGCACUAUUAACAACAUUGGUGAGGUAAAAGCAGUUGCGUGGAUGACAAGUACUACGUGUGCUUUUUUACUGUCAUCUCAGAUUCAAUUUUAUCAAAUAACCAACGGCACGUUCACAUAUUCGUCUACAUUUCCAAACACAUGGAAAACACUUUGCUCCACGAUGACGCCGAAUUUUGUAACGAUUGCCAUGAGUGACACAAUUGGCUUGGCGAUUCUCGAUGUCAAUGGUUACGUGUAUGUGAUUCGACCAACGACAAUCGGCUACUAUUCGGUAACGAGCACAGGCUGUGGCACAAAAAUCCGCUUUGCUUAUUCGAAGGAAGCUAAAUGUUUGCCCGGCUACUACCACAGCGAAACAUCGGCGAGACCGUGUGCGUUGUGCCCUUCAGAUACAUACAAUUCUGGGGAGAAUUAUGUCGAGUGUGUGCCUUGCAGUAACUCGUCAUUCUGUCCGCUUGGAUCUGUUGCUGAUGUCGAUAGUUCUGCUAUGACCAGUAUCGUUCAGGCUCGUGCUUAUCCAGUAUCACCGGAAAGCACCCUCUUUGACGAUAUUUUACUGCAAAAUAUGUUCAAUAUGAGCUUUUCACGACAUUGUCUUCUCGUAUCACCAUUGUUUUGGACGCUGUUAAUAAUUGCUUGUGCUCUGUUAGUGCUUACCGUCAUGGGCAUAUCCAAGUUUUUUGUGCAAUGCAAAGAUGCUCGACAAACAAUUAAAUAUGUGUUUAAACAGACUGAUCUAAUUGGCGAAGGCGAAUUAUGGAUAGGUGGAAUAGUGUCGUUUUCGGUUCUAGUUCUGGUAUCAUUCGCAUACGCUUUCAGCACACUUUAUUUAAAACAAUAUCCCAUCGAAACGUCCGCAGAUUCGGCAUUUGCUUGCAAUACAAAUUUACGCAAUUCUAAAUUCUCGACUCAAAUGCAACUGUUGGGCAUUCCAUUGAGCGAUGAAAUACAACCAUUGUUCGACAUGCUCGACGCACAAGCAUACAUGCUUAAUGUCGAUUUUGUGAACACGUAUUUUCACUGUAGUGAUCUGAUCAUUCAGCAAACAGUCGGCACUGUUGUCAGUGUGAUUCCGUCUCAAAACUGUUCUCAGCAUUCAGCCAUACUAUCAGUCGCUGUUGCACUUCCUCUGCACACAAUCGCCAUUCAACUGAGUUUGAAUGGCACACGAACGAUCGGUGGUAUGCGUGUCGGACUCUCAGGGCCAGCAGCGAGUAAUGAGGAAUAUACAGUGCAAGAGUUGAAUUUUAUGCAAGGUUAUAUGGUGCAGAAUCGAACAUUAUCACAAAAUCCGAGCCUUCAGUUACAACUUAUUCGACUUAUAAAUGAUACGGAGCCCCUAAGCGAAAGUGACAAAACAAUAUUCAGUGCACUGUGGAUUCCAACAUUUUCUUACGUUUCCGACCAGCUGUUCCUCACUGAAACACAAUACUUUGGUAAUACACGCUCUCAAACAUUGUUAACCGUUUCACUCAGUGAAAAAGCAUAUUAUGUAAUUAACACCCAAUCGCCUAUCGCCAAACAAGCCGAAGUCGUAUUUCACAGUAUCUUAUUCACCAUCGUUUGUCUCGAACUAUUUGGUCUACUGUUUGUCAUAUUCAAACUGGUAUUUGUACCACUGUUCAGAUUUGUAGUCAACAAGUUUCAACGCGCUGAUGCCCCGUACGAACUAACUCCGAUGUAA